Molecule: messenger RNA, 1444 nt
Organism: Glycine soja
Lineage: Eukaryota; Viridiplantae; Streptophyta; Magnoliopsida; Fabales; Fabaceae
Product: transcription factor bHLH137-like
Exons: 7
Coding region: 157-1176 (339 amino acids)
Biological process (GO): regulation of DNA-templated transcription
Cellular component (GO): nucleus
Molecular function (GO): protein dimerization activity; DNA-binding transcription factor activity
Source: RefSeq, a predicted model, not a curated record
ACCUGACCUCUGAAACUGAGUUUUGCACAGAGAGCAACUUCUGCUGAGUCCAAAACUACUGAAACAUCUGCAUACAUUUGAGUAUCAUCACUUUCCUCACAAAUCACAAUCUUUGAUUUUCAAACCCCAAACCUCUCAUCUCUCAUCUUUGAUCAAAUGGCAGCUUUUUCAUCCCAAUACUACCAUCCGUUUCUGGUUGACUCCGCAUGCCUCUCAAUUACUCCUCCCAUUAUAAACACUUCUAGUACCCUUCCUCCUUCUCCUCAUUAUCUUCUCAAUAAUAAUAACAUUCAUAUUCAGGAAACCUCUUAUAGCGUCACUAAUAAUCAGGAAACAAGCUGUGUUGAUAAUCAAAGCUCCAAGGUUACCACCAUCAGUGACACUGAGUAUUCUGUGGUCAACAAAAACCAUAGUCCUGAGACAUCCAUGGUUGUUGACAAACUUGAAAAAGGUGAGCAGUUCACUCAGAAGGUGGUGACCCCCAUGGAGAAGGAGAAGAAGAGAAGAGCAAGAAAUGGAUCUUCCAAGGAAUCAACAGAAGGGGGAAACGAGAAACAAAAGAAGCCAAAAGAAGUGAAGAAGGAUGAGAAAAAAGGUGCUGAAGAUCCUCCAACUGGCUAUAUCCACGUUAGAGCUAGAAGGGGUCAAGCAACGGAUAGUCACAGCCUUGCUGAAAGGGUGAGAAGAGAGAAAAUAAGUGAAAGGAUGAAGACGUUGCAGCGACUUGUGCCAGGCUGUGAUAAGGUAACCGGAAAGGCCCUUGUGUUGGACGAAAUAAUCAAUUAUGUUCAGUCCUUACAGAAUCAAGUGGAGUUCUUGUCAAUGAAACUUGCAUUAGUGAAUCCCAUGUUCUAUGACUUGGCCAUAGACUUAGACACUCUCAUGGUUAGACCCGAUCAGAAAUUAAAUUAUAAUAUAGCAUCACCAUCACCAUGUUUAGCACAAUUCAGACCCAACCAGGCCAUUGCUUUUGCUGACACAACCACUACCAACAGUUUCCCCACAGCUAAUAAUGGUGACUAUCUUUUGGAUUAUUCAUCCUCACUUUUUCUUCAAGGCCCGAGAUCAAAUCUCUUCUUUGAGUAUAACGGUGGUCAGUUUUGGGACGUGGAAGACCAACGACAAAAGUUUCUUCAUCCUUAUGGAUUCGGCAAUAAUUCGGGCUCUUUCAAUUAAUUAAUAUCAAGUUCAAAAAGAUGCCUUUCAAGUCUACAAACAUAGUAGUAUGUUGUAAUUAAGCUCCGAACUCAUGCCUUGUAAUUAAUCCAUAUAUACUUAUUAUCAUGAUUUGUUUCUUAAGUCCAGACCCUGUUAUUUUAAUAGUCCCUUUUUAAGGAACUAUUGUUUUUAGUUAGUUUGGGAAAAUCCAAACAAGUACCAGUAUCUCAAUGGAAAAGAAAAUCUUAUGCAUGAGUACCUAAUACUAAAGCUACGGUUAGUAUCA